Molecule: messenger RNA, 3233 nt
Organism: Acipenser ruthenus (sterlet)
Lineage: Eukaryota; Metazoa; Chordata; Actinopteri; Acipenseriformes; Acipenseridae
Product: mediator of RNA polymerase II transcription subunit 26-like
Exons: 3
Coding region: 320-2140 (606 amino acids)
Biological process (GO): positive regulation of gene expression; regulation of transcription by RNA polymerase II
Cellular component (GO): mediator complex; nucleus; core mediator complex
Molecular function (GO): transcription coregulator activity
Source: RefSeq, a predicted model, not a curated record
UUUGCCUUGGCAACGCUCUUCGCUCGUACUGACUGAGCAUGCCCAGAGAAAGCAGGUGGUUACGUGUUCACGCCAAGACUGUGCGUCGAGGUUUCCCAUGAUGCACCGCCGAGUGCUGUGUUCCAGUUUAUUUCAGUGAGCUGCCAGGCGAGGAGAGUAGAGAAAGAAGUACGACAGGAGCCCCGUCGCUGGGAUAAAAACUCGCAGGAACAUGCCGUUCCGCUCCCUACUCCAUCUCCCGAAAGGCCUGUGAGUGUCUGAAAGCCACCCACCGUCUCUUCGGAAGAAUCCCCCGCCGCCGACCCGCUCCGGCCAGGCAAUGACAGCGGCCUCGGCAACACCGCAGCAGUUGAGAGACCGGCUGCUGCAGGCCGUUGAUGGCCAGAGCAACCAGAUCCGUAACAUGGUGGCAGUAAUGGAGGUCAUCUCCAGUUUGGAGAAAUAUCCUAUCACCAAAGAAGCACUUGAGGAAACCCGACUAGGGAAGCUCAUCAACGAUGUAAGGAAAAAGACCAGCAAUGAUGAUCUUGCCAAGCGUGCCAAGAAGCUGCUGCGGAACUGGCAGAAACUUAUCGAGCCCGGUCAGAACGAAACCGUGCCAAAAGGGGCGCCUGGCACGCCGGGCUCUGCUAACGGGGGAGCUCAUCCCUGCAGGCAGGAUAUCUCACCUCCCAGUGCCACGACCGUGUCCAAACCAGUGCCGGAACUGAGAAACAGAAAUGACAUUCAAAACACAUACUCUCCCAAAGUGGAGAAAUCGGGGAACCGCAAACGAAAGGGAGAGCAAAGAGACAGUCCCCUUCCGCUGAAAAUUUCCAAAUCAAACUAUGAACAGAUCCAGAAUUCUACCCCUCCCCCUACCAACGGUAUCAGCGGCAGUCCGGAACCUUUUCCCAGUCCUCUGGAUGCCAACACGCUUUCUGAGAAGACCAGGUUGGAACAUCAGGAGAACGAUAAACACAAUAAAAUCCCAGUCAAUGCUGUGAAACCUCACACCAGCUCUCCAGGACUUGUGAAACUGCCAAGCACUUCCUCUUUGCUCAAGACUGCGGUAUUGCAACAGCAUGCAAAAAAGGAUGAAGGAGGAGGGCAAUACCGGCCUAAAAGCCCACGAUGCCCCUCUUUCAGUCCUAGAAGUAUUAAGCAAGAGACUCUGGCUAAGCAGCCGACCACGUAUGAACCUAAAGGUACUGUUUCAAGCCCAUCUCGAGUAUCUAAAUUCCUGGACACCUCACAUGUGCCAUCCCCACAGCCUUUACCUUCUCCUCAGCCUUCAACUCCCCCUAUUCCAUUGACGAUGAAUGAGGGACACGAGACUCCAGCACCUGAGCAUUGGCCUGGGAGGAUGGAUCUUGAUGCCCAUCAUCUGUACAACACCCCACACGAAUCCCCACACGGCUCCAAAAUACCCCAUAACCUGGAAUGUACAAUUCCUCAAAGUCUCUCUUCUGAAAGAAUAGACAGCGAUAAUGCAGCUUCAGGCUCCGACGGGAAAAGGAAGAAGAAAUACAGAUCCAGAGACUACACUGUAAACUUGGACGGACAGCAGGUCAUAGAAGAGAGCACAAAACCAGUCAGGUUAAAAGAACGAAAGCUUACUUUUGACCCGGUUACAGGCCAGAUCAAGCAUUCGACCCAAAAAGAUUCUUUCCAGGCGGAAGAAUCACUCCCGCCACCACCGGCUCCACAGCCGGAGCCGCCCAGGACAGAACCGACUAAGCAGGAGCCCAACGCCCCCCUGCCCAGUCCCUUUCAACAGACAAACUGGAAAGAGCUGUCCAGAAACGAAAUCAUUCAGUCAUACCUGAACAGACAAAGCAGUCUGCUCUCUUCGUCUGGGACGCAGACUCCCGGCGCUCACUUUUUCAUGACAGAAUAUUUGAAACAGGAGGAGCAUAACAUUAAAGAAUCUCGAAAGACUCAUGUUUUAGUACCAAACAGCUCCCACACAGACUUCCCUGGGGCUAGUAGAGAGGUCACACAGGAGGACCUCCGUCGAAUACACCAGCAGAACUGGCCUGGAGUCAAUGGCUGUUUCGAUACGAAAGGUAACUGGUAUGAUUGGACACAAUGCAUAUCUUUAGAUCCACACGGCGACGAGAGUAAACUAAAUGUACUGCCGUACGUCUGCUUGGACUGAACACAAUCUCGUUUUUGUUUUUUUGUAACACUUCAGAAAUAAAGCCCUUCCAGGGUUACAGGCUGCAUGCCCAAGAGGAAGUGAGCCUUGUGGCACGCCAAGACCGGCAGUAAAGGGUAUGGAGGGGCCGCUCUGUACAACUCAGAUACAAACCCCUCUGUAAUGUGCUGCUACCAACUUCCUAAACGACAAGCGCGGUUACAAUGGCUUUGGAAAUAGGAGUUGGUCCAGCCAGUUUCUGAAAAAAGGAAUAAUCUAGCCUGCAAGUUAGGUGGGGUAAAAACUCCAGAAUUGUGAAAUCAGUAGUGUGGCAGGUAAAGCUUUAUGUCAAAAUGAAUAAAGAAGUUACCUUAAUAAGAAUGCAUCUAUUUAUUGAUUUUUUUUUUUUUUUUUUUAUUAUUAUUUGGCAGUGAGGAUUUUUGAGUUUAUACAAGAAAUGUGCAAAAACUGUAGAGCUGUUUGCAUCACGCAUCCUCUGUUUGACAUCCUCUGCAAAACGAAGAGGGGCCCCCACAUUCCAUACAGCUUCCUACACACACACACACAACAUUAACAACACAUUGGCUUUUACAAACUUAAAAUAAGUGGUAUUUGUAUUUUCAGUCACCACUAAUAUAUAUAUAUAUAUAUAUAUAUAUAUAUAUAUAUAUAUAUAAUAUAUAUAAUUUAUUACAUACACACACUUUUCUUUUUUUUUGGUUUUUUGCUUGUUACGUUUUUCUGCUUGGUAGAUUUAACUUUAUUUUUUGGUUUUUUUCCGAAGCCCAAAAAUGGCAAAACAGAGGGUGCUACUAAGUUGCAACUUUGUACUGUGAGAAUUAAAAAAUGUAAAAUGAAAAAAUAAAUCUGUUUGUAUGCUGGAAUAUACUUGUUACCAUUCCUUUAGAUAUUGUUUGCCUUAUGAAAAAGAAACCCAUCAUAACACAAUUUACAAAUACAAAGAGCCUUAGUGAAUGUACAGACAUUUAGACUUCUGUGAAUCAUGAUACAGAAGCGAGCGACUUUGCUAUUUGGUCCUUUUAAGUGGACGCGUUGUGAUAUAAAUGUGGAAAUUUAAUAAUAAUAAUAAUAAAAAAAAGUUGCACAAAAUGUC